Drosophila yakuba is the source of this 3533-nucleotide messenger RNA. RefSeq names its product LIM/homeobox protein Lhx4 (gene Lim3). Lineage: Eukaryota; Metazoa; Arthropoda; Insecta; Diptera; Drosophilidae. Gene Ontology annotation, cellular component: nucleus. Bases 1018 to 2598 code for a protein of 526 amino acids. Gene Ontology annotation, molecular function: RNA polymerase II transcription regulatory region sequence-specific DNA binding; DNA-binding transcription factor activity, RNA polymerase II-specific. The transcript has 8 exons. Gene Ontology annotation, biological process: regulation of transcription by RNA polymerase II; neuron differentiation. The record is from RefSeq and is a predicted model, not a curated record.
ACGGCACACGAACGAACACCAGACGGAAAGCGAAAAACAAAAAAUAACAACGUUAAAAGCUCCCAGAGUCGGAAAAAGCGUGAAAAAGUGCGCAAAGUAAAGGAGAGACGACAGUUUGGACGGCCAAGGAAAUAAAUAAAGAUGCAGCGCGGCAAAUAGAGGGGAUUCCCACCAGCAACAAUACCAGCCGCCUGCCGCCUGACAGUGUUGCCGUGUCCAGGGUUGUCGCCGUGCCGUUACCGACACCGUUACCGUAACCGUUUCCAGACUGUUACCUUACCGUUGGCCAAACACCGUUAGCCAUGCCGUCGCCAUUUUGCCGCACUCGGUUCGCAUUUACCGUCGUCGUUUUCGCUGUCGAAUCUGUUACCGUUAAUGUUGCCGUUGCCGUCGCCAAAAUGGCGUUCGCCUAAAAUCGCUUUCGUGUGCCGUAGAAAAUGCAAAUAAAAUAAUUUGUAAUGUUGAAAUAAGAAAAUUAAAAAAAAAAUAAAUAAAAAAAAACAAAUAUUCAAGACAGUUAACAAAUACUGCUGUUGAGUGUUAAAGUGAUGGAAUAAAUGCAAAAAGGUCGCAAGCACCCCAACAAUAGAUGGUCUAGUGUCCUCCGGUAUCGCAAGCAAAUUCAAAUUGUUCAAGUCCCUGGCUACUUCAACUGAUAGAGCGGCCGAGCACUGAGCACUGAGCACGAUCCCAACCGAGCCGCAAGACUGGAAUCUAGAAUCUACAGUAGGAACCGAAACCCAAAGAGACCGCCGCGAUAAGGGGAAAACAGUCAACGGGCCACAGUUGGGCACGAACCAAUGCCAGUUAUCGAGCAGACAGCGAUCCCGCCUAGCGGAGUUUCGUUUAAACGCUAAACGGGAAGCGAGUGCUUCCCGAGUAAACGAGUGAACUAAUAGAAGGAUUGGUUUUUAAACACCCUACAGGGCUAAAAAAUAUAACCGUGUGCCAAUUGGAAUAAGCUAACUGAAACAUAUAACCCAUACGACGCGUGUUCUAAUCGCCGGCCCCUCAGCAAUGAUGCAAACCCUGAAACCACCGCCACCGCUACAUCAUCACCACCAGCACCAGCACCAGCUUCAGCAUCCGCCUCAGCAGCAGCCGCACCAGCAUCAGCAGCUGCAACAUCCAUUGCAGCAGCAGCAGCAACAGCACCUGUCAGCCAUGGAUAAUCAUCAGCAGCAUCAGCCGCAUAUCCAUCAGCAGCAACAAUUGCCACCCACGCCGCAGGCAUCUCACUUGGUCGGUGGGCAGCAACAGCAGCAGCAGCAGCAGCACCAUCCGCACCACAAUCACCUGGCUGUCGACCAGGAUGACCCAAAUCCCGAACUGGUGCUCGCCUUAAUUUCCAGGAACCGGGCGCUCGAGGCUACCAUCCCGAAAUGCGGCGGCUGCCACGAGCUGAUCCUGGACCGCUUCAUCCUCAAAGUGCUGGAGAGGACCUGGCACGCCAAGUGCCUGCAGUGCAGCGAGUGCCAUGGCCAGCUGAACGACAAGUGCUUCGCGAGAAAUGGCCAGCUCUUCUGCAAGGAGGACUUCUUCAAGUCGAACAGACGUUACGGUACAAAGUGUUCCGCUUGUGAUAUGGGCAUUCCGCCCACGCAGGUGGUGCGUCGGGCGCAGGACAAUGUCUACCAUCUGCAGUGCUUCCUGUGCGCCAUGUGCUCCCGCACCCUGAACACCGGCGACGAGUUCUACCUGAUGGAGGAUCGCAAGUUGAUCUGCAAGCGGGACUACGAGGAGGCCAAGGCCAAGGGCCUCUAUCUGGACGGCUCCUUGGACGGCGAUCAGCCGAAUAAGCGACCCCGCACCACGAUCACCGCCAAACAGCUGGAGACCCUGAAAACCGCCUACAAUAACAGUCCCAAGCCCGCCCGCCAUGUACGUGAGCAGCUUUCGCAGGACACGGGCCUGGACAUGCGGGUGGUGCAGGUGUGGUUCCAGAACAGGCGGGCCAAGGAGAAACGACUGAAAAAGGACGCGGGCCGCACGCGCUGGAGCCAGUACUUCCGUUCGAUGAAGGGCAACUGCUCGCCGCGCACCGACAAAUUCCUCGACAAGGAUGAGCUGAAGGUCGACUACGACAGCUUCAGCCACCACGAUCUGAGCAACGACAGCUACAGCACCGUCAAUUUGGGCCUGGACGAGGGCGCCUCGCCGCACAGCAUCCGCGGAUCCUACAUGCACGGCAGCUCGAGUCCGUCGCAGUAUCCGCCGAGCAGUCGCUCGCCGCCGCCAGUUGGCCAGGGCCACACUUUCGGCUCCUAUCCGGAUAACAUUGUGUACACCAACAUAGAUCAAGCGGUGGGCUCUAAUUUGCAUGCCAGCAAGGCGCACCACCGCCUACACAACAGCAACAACGUCUCCGAUCUGAGCAACGAUUCCAGUCCCGACCAGGGAUACCCCGACUUUCCGCCCAGUCCCGACUCCUGGUUGGGCGAUUCGGGCAGCACCAACACGACCAGCGUCAACAACAAUGCGAACAACAACAGCAGCGGCAGCCACAACAACAACAAGAACAGCAGCGGCGGCGGUGCGAGUAGCGGAGUGAGUGUCAGUACCGCCCCCAAUCCGUCGGCGCCCGGCGUACAUUACUGAUACUCGAAUCUGCUCUUGCGCUAUUUUGAGAUGCAGUCGCGCAGUCUGCUCCUGGCCGCUGCCCAGCAGCAGCAGCAGCAUCAACACUCGUCGCAGCUAUAGCAGCGUCAUCACACUGAACUCUCGCAGCAGCAACAGAAACGGAAACGGAAACAGCAACAUCAUUAGAGGCAGCAACAUGUGACUUGGCGAGCUGCAACACCGACUGCAGCAACAUGUGACUUGGCGAGCUGCAACACCUACUGCAGCAAUAUGAACGAAAAUGCUUGAGAAUUGCGUGAGAAAGGUGGCAACGCUGCGCGCGGUUCGCACACACACCCACACCCACAUCCACACCCUAUUGUUUAUGCACUUAAUUUUGAGGAAGCCUACACCGAAACAAAAAUCCAAAACACAAUUUGCUCAAAACACUUGAUUUCACUUCAGUUUGCCAAAGGUGGGCUUAGCUUGAAGAUACACCUGACACGGCUUGAAUGUUACUAGGCGUUAUGAUUAUCUGUUUUCGAACGAUUACUUCGCUCUAUCAUUUAGAUUCGUAGCCCUGAUAUUUUAUUGUAAAUAUUGUAUAUUUGUGUAUAGUGAAUGGAAACUAAAACUGAAUUUUAAAUUAAUUAAGUCUGUAUAGCGUCAAACAAAUGCGGGGCAUGGCGAGCACAACAUUGGUUAGGCCCUGCCCAGAAAACAAACAAAAACCAACAUCAACAAGUUAUUUAUUGCUUUAUAUAGGAAUACAAGAAAAUUGCAUAGGAGAAAUAUCAAUUACGAAAACGUGAUGUCGUAUUUAUAUCUAACGAAUAAAAGAAUUACAAAAACCAAAAAUAUUUCAACCAAAUAGAAAUGUCAGUAAAAACAGCAACUACGUAAAUGAUAAAACGAAUGCGAUGAAAUAAAUUACUAUUUGACACAUAAGAAUAAAAGACAACAAAAAUUGUUAA